Molecule: messenger RNA, 1323 nt
Organism: Chaetomium globosum CBS 148.51
Lineage: Eukaryota; Fungi; Ascomycota; Sordariomycetes; Sordariales; Chaetomiaceae
Exons: 5
Coding region: 1-1323 (440 amino acids)
Biological process (GO): intracellular iron ion homeostasis
Source: RefSeq, a predicted model, not a curated record
AUGUCACCGAUUGCUCCGAAAAGCAAGAACUCCGCAAUAAUGCAGGAAAUGUUCCCCUCAGUCCCCUGUCCCUCGUUCGAUAGGAGAGGGUGGGAGAGCACAGAGUCAAUGGACCCCGGCCCCCGCUCCUCAUGGUUCCCGGCCGUGCUCCAGCGAGCAUCGACGACAUGGAACACCCAGCCGUCACCAACGGCUCCCAUAAUACAGACGCAGUUCCUCAAUUGUGUCAACGGCACUGCGAAUGGAUACUCGGCCCAAGAUGUCCCCAAUAGCCGAUAUCUUGAACCCACAGAUGCCAACUCGGAGCUUGACUUGGUCUGUGUUGGUUUCGGGCCCGCCAGCGUCGCUAUCGCUGUCGCCCUCCAUGAUUCCAUGGAAGCCGGCAAGAUGGCACAAGCGCCUAAGGUGUUGUUCCUCGAGAAGCAACCCCAGUUUGCGUGGCACGCCGGCAUGCUGCUACCAGGGGCCAAGAUGCAGAUUUCUUUCGUCAAGGACCUCGCUUCGCUUCGGGACCCGCGAUCCAACUUCACAUUCCUCAACUACCUGCACAAGAAUAACCGGUACGCGCAGCUGGUUCCCAAAAUCCUCGGCGAUAAGACGGCGCCUUACCGCGUGGUCGUCGUGGCGCGGGACAGAGCGCCGCCGAAAUUUACAGCAACCGUCAACUUCCUCUUCAACCCCGAAUUCAUCGAUACCGUUUAUCCCAAGUCUUCUGCCUACCGCGCCCACCUCCUCGAGGAUGCUCGGGCUACAAACUACGGCGUUGUGAGGUUGGAACUGAUUGAGCAUUUGUUUGAGGUUAUGUACCACCAAAAGCGCACACUCGGCCCCGACGAGAAGAAAUGGCCGCACCGCAUCCUGGCUGGGCGGGAUAUCGUGGCCGUGGAGGACAGCGGCGACUCGCUCCGCCUUAAAGUAGCCACGCUUCCCAUUCCUGGAGCCCAAGAUGGGCCGCUACUGGGCGAGGAGGAGUUGGAUGUCGACCUCGUUAUUUGUGCCACGGGCUAUAACCGCACGGCUCAUGUCGACAUGCUGAAAGAUGCCUGGCAUCUCCUGCCAACGGCUAUGGAUGCCGAGAAUGGAGUUUUGAGAAAGGACCGCUGGUUGGUGGAAACUCGCAAGGCCGAGAACACAUCUACCAAAGUCAUGGAAGUUGGCCGUGAUUAUGGAGUCCGCUUCUCGCCUGGAGUUGUGGCUCCAGGCUCUGGUGUUUGGCUGCAGGGCUGUUGUGAGGCAACGCACGGCUUGAGUGAUACCCUUCUUUCUGUUUUGUCUACACGGUCCGGAGAGAUGGUCCAGUCCAUCUUUGGUGCAUCAGCAUGA